This is a messenger RNA of Selaginella moellendorffii, 2045 nucleotides long. Its product is annotated as wall-associated receptor kinase 3. Gene Ontology annotation, biological process: protein phosphorylation. Bases 1 to 2019 code for a protein of 672 amino acids. The record is from RefSeq and is a predicted model, not a curated record. NCBI's taxonomy places the organism in Eukaryota, Viridiplantae, Streptophyta, Lycopodiopsida, Selaginellales, Selaginellaceae. The transcript has 3 exons. Gene Ontology annotation, molecular function: calcium ion binding; ATP binding; protein kinase activity.
AUGCGCUCUCCUCCCAAAUAUUCUUCUUCUUCUUCUAUACCUUGUCCACAACUUUGCUCGAUAAUUCCUUCACUACUUUGCUUGAUCGUUGCGAGCAUCGCCAUCAUCGCCACUGCCACAGCAAAAGCACCAUCAAUCUGCUCGCAAAGAUGUGGAGAAAUCCUCGUACCUUCGCCGCUCAGCUCGCUUCCUGGAUGCGGUCACCCCCAGCUCCAACUCGAGUGUAGCACCUCCAAGCAGCACCACCAAGAGCACUUCGCUCUCCUCCUCCGCACCGACACCGAGAGCUUCCGUGUCCUCCAGGUCACUGCCACGACUCUGGUGAUCGACGCGACCAGCCUCAAGGCCACGUCUUGCAACGGGAGCGAGGCCACCGCGAGCUUGGGCUUGAAGCCAACGUCUCCAUACUUCCUCUCCGGGAACAACGAGUUCUUCCUCACCGGUUGCAAUGCCGGGGGCAACUACUCCACGGAUCUCUACCCGACUGCGUCCAGGUGCCAGACCGGUUGUCCCAACUCCCGCAAUCGCACCGCUAGCGCCCGCAAUCCGUUUUGCACGCUUGAAGACUGCUGCGUCACCACGAUUCCGGCUGGAGCUCGGAGUGUUGUUUUGACGAGCUGUGCUCCAAGGUCUUGCGGCUUCUCCAGCGUGAUCUUCCCAAAGAGCUACGUGCCUAGUGACUCGAGCUAUGGCGUUGAGUUGAUCUGGGAGGUACCUGGGAGCACCUGCGCUUCAGUCGAUGACAUAAAUCUCUGUUCUACAAACGCUAACUGCGUAAACGCGAGCAACGUACCGGGUUACAACUGCUUGUGCAAGGAUGGAUUUGCUGGUGACGGAUACCGCAAUGGAAGUGGCUGUUUGCCUGUUGAUCACUGUAGCCCCGGAUCGUGUGCACCAAAAGCUCGCUGUAUCAACGAAGGAACAUCAUUUCGUUGCAAGUGUUUGGCGGGGUAUGAAGGAAACGGUACCUUGACUGGUGGCUGCGCGAUAAAGCGAUACGUUAUUCUUCUUCCUGCUAUAGGCGCACCAGCUCUUCUCGUUUUUGGAUUUUUCCUCUGGAAGUUCCGGCCGAAAUUGUCCGCACUGUCAACUAGAAACUUGAAACAUCUUCAGGCCAGUUUCAAAGAAAACUCAAGGAUCUUUACCUGGGCAGAGAUGGAGAGAGCCACCAAGUGCUUCAGAAGCGACCUCAAGCUAGGCACUGGCAGCUUUGGCACAGUCUACAAGGGUAAACUGGACGACGGCACCACGGUGGCUAUCAAGAAAGCCAACAACGGCAAUGCCCCUCGCAUUCAACAGUUUCUGAACGAGGUUACUAUCCUCUCGAAAGUGAACCACAGAAAUCUCGUCAAGAUGCUGGGAUGUUGCAUAGAAAGAGAGGUACCUCUCUUGGUCUACGAGUUCGUGCCAAGAGGAACACUGUACGAGCAUCUGCACAGACGCGGAGAUACAUUAUCCUGGAAAAACCGUUUAAGAAUUGCGACGGAGACAGCGGAGGCUCUUACGUACCUUCACUUUGCAGCUUCUCCGCCGAUAUAUCACCGGGACGUCAAAUCCUCGAACAUCUUGUUGGACGAAAAGCUCACGGCCAAAGUAGCGGACUUUGGGAUUUCCAAGCUGGUACCCAUAGAUUCCACUCACAUUUCCACAACUCUGCAUGGAACACCGGGUUACAUAGAUCCACAGUACCAGCAAAGCUAUCAGCUUACAGAUAAGAGCGACGUUUACAGCUUUGGAGUAGUCAUCUUGGAGCUAAUAACAGGUCAGAUGCCUGUAGACUUCUCUCGCUGUGCUUCAGAUAAAAACCUGUCCACAUUUGCAAUGAGCGUCAUACAAAGAGGAGCCAUCAGCGAGUUGAUCGACAAGAGGUUGGAUGCUAGAACUCCAGAAAUGCUGGAGUGCGUUGCAAAAGUUGCAAACUUGGCAGCUUUGUGCUUACAGUUCGACGGAAGUAGCAGGCCGACAAUGAAGUUUGUUCUUGAAGAGCUUAAAAAGGCAAUGCAACCCCUUAUGGAGUAAGAAGUUUCUAACAAACUUUUGCAAUA